Molecule: messenger RNA, 1211 nt
Organism: Rhipicephalus microplus (southern cattle tick)
Lineage: Eukaryota; Metazoa; Arthropoda; Arachnida; Ixodida; Ixodidae
Biological process (GO): regulation of transcription by RNA polymerase II
Molecular function (GO): DNA-binding transcription factor activity, RNA polymerase II-specific; RNA polymerase II cis-regulatory region sequence-specific DNA binding
Source: RefSeq, a predicted model, not a curated record
AUGCCCCGAGGCUUGCCGACCCUGUCGGGUCUUCCCCGUCCGGGCAACUGGCUUCUAGACCCGCUGUUGCCACCGCUGUGGCCGAUCGGUCUGCGGGCAGACCAGCCACCUCCGCUGUGGCCCUUCCUGCACCUCUACCCGCCUUCAGAUGGCCACCUGCUCUCUCCCGGUGGAGGCAAGUCUGGGGCAGCUGCUACAGAAUCAUCCAAGCUGUUUAGCGCUGCGGCUGCAGCACAGGGUCUGUCGGCGCUCCAUUUGCGGCCUUUUGCCCUGGGCUCACUCACAUGCGACUUGCGGGUGGGCGCCGUCAAGCCAUGGUUGUUCGCCGACGCAAUCGUGCCACCCCCACCUGCCCCGCCACCCACUGGGCCUCCGAGUCUGCAGCCGGCCUCCAGUGCCACGUCAACUCCCGCACAGGGUCCUCUGGGUCUCGGCAGCGCGGCCUCCUCGCCGCCGACGCCACCGUCCCAGGCGGCCAACAAGACCCCCGGCCGCCAAGCUCUAAGUCCUUCCUCAAGAGAUCCUGGUGGAGCAGGUCUAAUAUCCUCCAUGUCACCAUGCAACCGGCUGGAGCUGGGUCCGCGGCUGAGCCCACAGUCGCUGUCGGCGGCCGGCCUCCUGUCGGCAGCGCACCACCACCACCACCACCUGCACCACUUGCACCACCUGCACCAGCACCCGCUGUCAGACGUGUACUCCUGCCUGAAGUGCGACAAGAUGUUCUCCACGGCUCACGGACUCGAGGUGCACGCGCGGCGCUCGCACAGCGGAAAGCGGCCCUUCGCCUGCGAGCUCUGCAACAAGACGUUCGGCCACGAGGUCAGCCUCAGCCAGCACCGCGCCGUGCACACGUCUGAGCGUACUUUCGAGUGCAAGCAGUGCGGCAAGACGUUCAAGCGCUCCUCGACGCUGUCCACGCACCUGCUGAUCCACUCGGACACGCGGCCCUACCCGUGCGAGUAUUGCGGCAAGCGCUUCCACCAGAAGUCGGACAUGAAGAAGCACACCUACAUACACACCGGUGAAAAGCCGCACAAGUGCGCCGUGUGCGGCAAGGCGUUCAGCCAGUCCUCGAACCUGAUCACCCACAGCCGCAAGCACACGGGCUUCAAGCCGUUCGCUUGCGAUGUGUGCGGCCGGGCCUUCCAGAGGAAAGUGGACCUGCGCAGGCACAAGGAGACACAGCACGCUGACAUCCGGCCCAUCUAACA